AUGAAUAAUUCAACGGGCUGUUCGGCCAAUGCCACAGUUUGCAAUGGUGCGUCCUGUGUGGUAGCUCAGAAUAACUUCAAUGACAUCCUCAGUGUGGUACUGAGUACUGUCUUAACCAUCCUCCUGGCUAUGGUGAUGUUUUCCAUGGGAUGCAAUGUGGAAAUCAAGAAAUUCCUAGGACACAUAAAGCGGCCAUGGGGCAUAUGCGUUGGCUUCCUCUGUCAAUUUGGAAUCAUGCCCCUCACGGGAUUCAUCCUUUCAGUGGCCUUUGACAUCCUCCCUCUCCAAGCCGUAGUGGUACUCAUCAUGGGAUGCUGUCCUGGAGGAACUGCCUCCAACAUCUUGGCCUACUGGGUAGAUGGCGACAUGGACUUGAGCAUCAGCAUGACUACAUGCUCCACGCUGCUCGCCCUGGGAAUGAUGCCGCUGUGCCUCUUUAUCUAUACCAAAAUGUGGGUCGACUCUGGGACGAUCGUCAUUCCCUUUGAUAACAUAGGUACAUCUUUGGUGGCUCUUGUUGUUCCGGUUUCCAUUGGAAUGUUAGUUAAUCACAAAUGGCCCCAGAAAGCCAAGAUCAUACUCAAGGUUGGGUCCAUCACGGGGGCAAUCCUUAUUGUGCUCAUAGCUGUCGUCGGAGGAAUUCUAUACCAGAGUGCCUGGAUCAUCGCUCCCAAACUGUGGAUCAUAGGAACACUAUUUCCUUUGGCUGGAUACUCUCUAGGGUUUUUACUGGCUAGAAUAUCUGGUCAGUCCUGGCACAGGUGCCGGACAGUUGCUUUGGAAACAGGGAUGCAGAACACUCAGCUGUGCUCCACCAUCGUGCAACUCUCUUUCACCCAGGAAGAGCUCAAUGUUGUGUUUACCUUCCCACUCAUCUACAGCAUCUUCCAGCUUGCCUUUGCUGCAAUAUUCUUAGGAAUUUAUGUGGCAUACAAGAAAUGUUAUGAAAAAAACAAUGCGGAAUUUCCAGAGAGCAAAGACAACGAAACGGUCUCUGAGUCAUCGCUCUAUAAGGUGAAUGAAGGAUUUCAACCAGAUGCAAAGUAG
Messenger RNA from Canis lupus familiaris (dog), 1047 nucleotides. RefSeq names its product solute carrier family 10 member 2 (gene SLC10A2). The transcript has 6 exons. The record is from RefSeq and is marked provisional. Gene Ontology annotation, biological process: bile acid and bile salt transport. Gene Ontology annotation, cellular component: apical plasma membrane. The coding region runs from base 1 to 1047 and encodes 348 amino acids. Gene Ontology annotation, molecular function: bile acid:sodium symporter activity. Lineage: Eukaryota; Metazoa; Chordata; Mammalia; Carnivora; Canidae.